Molecule: messenger RNA, 2306 nt
Organism: Paramuricea clavata
Lineage: Eukaryota; Metazoa; Cnidaria; Anthozoa; Malacalcyonacea; Plexauridae
Source: the annotation of a GenBank genome assembly
AUGUCAGAAUUUAACCUCGGCGAAUUUAUGGUGGAACCAACCAUAGAAAAUUUUAAUAGCCUGCGUAAAGAUAACCUAGUUACGCUAGCCAAGCAUUUAGGGCUAGAAGUAAGAAGUACCUUCAGAAAACGCGAAGUAUACGAUUUAAUCAAGGAACAUUUUGUUAAAGAAAAAACAUUCGAACAGUCUGUUUUCAUGGAACAAAGUAUAAAUACAGUAGAAAGUACACAGAUUAGUGAAGAUAGUGAAAUAAGCGAGAAAGACAGACAGUGGCAGAGAGAGCAUGAGAAAGUUUUGUGGGAAAGAGAACGAGAGAAACGCGAGUGGGAAAGAGAAAGAAUAGAGAAAGAAAGAGAGUUUAGAUUGAGGGAACAGGAAUUAGAGUUAAGAAAAUUGGAAUUAGAGGUUCAGGCAAAAGGGCAAAAUCUUAGAGUUAAUUCGGGUCAAAAAUUUGACGUGACCAAGCAUGUCCGAAUGGUUCCACCCUUCCAGGAACGGGAAGUAGACCAAUAUUUCCUACAUUUCGAAAAAAUUGCCACAAAUUGUGAGUGGCCAAAAGACAGCUGGACGAUGCUGUUACAAAGUGUAUUAGUUGGUAAAGCUCGUGAAAUUUUUUCGCAACUUUCAGUAGAAUUAUCAGCUAAUUAUGAUACGGUAAAGGAACUUAUCCUUAAUGGCUACGAGUUGGUCCCAGAGGCAUACCGCCAAAAAUUUCGAAACUUUGAAAAAACUGACCACAAAACAUAUGUCCAAUUCGCCCAAGUAAAAGAACAGUUGUUUGACCGAUGGUGCUUAUCUGAGAAAAUCAAUAAAGAAUACAAAAAUUUGCGGGAACUGAUUUUAAUUGAGGAAUUCAAACGUUGCGUUAACCCCGAAGUCCGCACAUUUAUAAAUGAACAAAAACCUGACAGUUUCAUUGCAGCGGCCCGUUUGGCAGACGAUUUCGCGUUGACUCACAAGACCACAUUUGAAAAGAAGUCACAACCAAAUAAUUUUGACAACAGACACACACCGGCCAGAAAAUAUCUGCACGAUAACCGGGGAAAAUAUGACCCCAGAGCAUCACGCGACACGACUAAUCUAAGUUGGCGACGACCGCCACAAAAUUUCCAGCCGAAUAAAACGUCGGAAUUUCCGAACAAACGAAAUAAUUUUCCUUUCAGUACCAUCACUUGUGGCUAUUGUAAGCGUAAAGGACACACGAUGUCAGAUUGCUACAGAAAUCCACAAAAUCAAACAAAACGAACCGGCAUUGUUUCAACACCGGAUAACAACACAACAUCUGUUUUUGAUAGUAAUAAUGCUAGUGAUACUCAAGAGGAUUUGAUAGAGGUCAAAGCCAAUGCUGACCCUAUAAUGAAAGUAUUUGAACCAUUUGUAAAUGCGGCUAGUGUUUCACUUUUGAACAAUCCAACACAACGUAUUCCAGUUCAAGUAUUACGCGAUACUGGAGCGUCUCAAUCUUUAAUACUGACAAACACAUUGCCAUUUUCUGCGGAAUCAUAUUCCGGAAACAAGAUUUAGUCUCCGGAGAUGUUUCGAUAGGUAUCAUCGAUACAUUGCCUUUCGAUGGAAUACAAUUGUUAUUAGGCAACGAUCUUGCGGGUGAAAAAGUGACAGUCAAUCCAAUAGUGACAAACAAACCAUGCUCAACAUCAAUUUCCGACGUCAUUGAACAAGAAAUUCCAAAUUUAUAUCCAUCGUGUGCGGUCACAAGAGCAAUGGUAAAACAACAAGAAUUAGAGAAUAAUAAAAGAGAUGACCUUGAUUCAUCCUAUGAUUUGUCCGAUACUUUUCUUACACAGUUAUUUGAUAGUGGCCCUAAAACAACACAGAUUACGAAAAACGAUGCGAUAGACACAAAAAGCUUGUCAACAUCUAAUCUCAUUCACGAGCAAAAUAAUGAUCCCGAAAUAGCUAUUCUAAUUCAACAAGCUUUCGAUGAAAAAGAAAUUUCAGACCAGGCAAUGGGAUACUUUAUCAAAAACGAUAUUUUAAUGCGGAAAUGGCGACCACCUGAUGUUAGUGUUGAUGAUGAAUGGUCAGUUCGAUACCAAAUUGUUAUCCCAAAACCUUACCGUGAAGAAGUCUUACGUUUAGCACACGAAACACCCCUUUCAGGACAUCUGGGAAUAAACAAAACCUAUGAGAAAAUCAUACGACAUUUUUAUUGGCCUGGAGUUCGAAAAACCGUGGCAGAAUUCUGUAAAACAUGCCACACUUGUCAAGUAGUCGGCAAACCAAAUCAAGUUAUCCCAAAAGCACCGCUAAAACCAAUUCCGGCUUUUGAAGAACCAUUUAUUUAG